Messenger RNA from Opisthorchis viverrini, 525 nucleotides. RefSeq lists its product as hypothetical. The record is from RefSeq and is a predicted model, not a curated record. The transcript has a single exon. Bases 1 to 525 code for a protein of 174 amino acids. Lineage: Eukaryota; Metazoa; Platyhelminthes; Trematoda; Opisthorchiida; Opisthorchiidae.
AUGCUCAAGCCUGAACUGCUUGCCCUAUCCAUGGACGAUAUCUUCACGCUAACCCGAUCCCCUGGGGCAGCCUACACAAUGGGCCUCUCACUUAUAAGGAAGACAAAUGUCCAACAAUCUUAUCCUAGAAUGCUCUACGGUUUACCGCCAACUAGCAUUUGUUUAUUCUAUUUCUGUGAAUGUAAACCCAUUCCCAUACGGCACAAUAUUCCUGACACCUACGGUCUAACCGGGGAGCCGUUUGAUGAAAGCCUGAGCACUUACACAUCUGUAGUCCAAACCCAACCAGAAACGCUUAUAUAUGAGCAGAAACUUUCGCAACCCACCGAACCCGCGCUAUUCAGGCUCCUGUCAUUCCCCCCACUGCUACAAAUAUUUAAUCUACUCGAUUGUUCUAGCACUUGUCUUUCCAACCACAUACGAGAGAAAAAGGGAAAAAAGACUGUCGGUAUCUUUAUUCGAUCUGAAGAUCUACCAUCCUCAAGGGGUCAAGUCUUCAACCUAGCAAUCCCGCCUGUGAAAUAA